AUGAACGGAGGAGAGCCACCUAUUAAAAGAAGAAGGAUGGCAAUUCUGAUGCUUCCUGAUGAUUUGUUGUUUAACUGCUUAGCCCGUGUGUCAAGACUGUAUUACCCAUCUAUCUCCUUAGUAUCCAAGAGAUUCCGCUCUCUUCUUGCUUCAACGGAGCUCUACGCGACUCGAACCCUCUUAGGGCGUACCGAGACUUGUCUCUACGUGUGCUUAAGGCUACGCGAGCCCUACCCCGCCAAAUCUAACCAACUACGUUGGUUCACUCUCUGUAGGAGACCACAUAGCUCCAAAAAGAUAUUGGCCCCGGUUUCAUCUCUUGAUUCUCCAUCCGCCAUUUGGUCUGAGGGGGAAGUGGUUGGUCCUAAUAUAUACAUUAUUGGCGGGUUAAUGAAAGGUACUGCUUCGUCUAGCGUCAUGAUAAUGGACUGUCAUUCUCACAAAUGGCGUGAGGCCCCAAGCAUGCGGCUGGGCCGUGGGUUCCAUUCUGCUUGCGCCCUUGAUGGGAAAAUAUAUGUAACAGGAGGCUGCGAAGAUCUUGAUCCAACGAAUUGGAUGGAGGUUUUUGAUACAAAGACCCAAACCUGGGAGUUUUUGCAGAUCCCUAGCGAGGAGAUAUGCGGAGGCGCUGAGUACAAGAUCAUCAGUUAUGAGGGAACUAUCUACGUGAGGUCCAAGGAAGCGGAUGCGACUUACAAGCUGCAUAGAGGUAGAUGGAGAGUGGAAGACAUAGCGAUGAAUUUAGGAUGGGGAUCAUCAUCAGCUCAUUGUGUGAUAGAGAACGUGUUCUACCGUUUGAAUAAUAAAAGGUCUAUCGAUUGGUAUGACUCCAGAGAAAAAGUAUGGAAACCUUUGAAGGGUUUGGAUAUUAUAUGGCCUAGGUUAAUUGGUAGUGGUCAUGUCAAACUGACGGAUUAUGGUGGAAAAUUGGUUCUUUUGUGGGAAGAGUAUGUCAACCGUAAAAUAUGGUGUGCAGAAAUUGCGAUUGAUAGACGGCAAAAAGGGGAGAUUUGGGGGAUGCUAGAAUGGUUUGUCGUUGUGUCUACAACCAAUGAGCCGUUUCUUUUAGAGCAUGCUCUUACUACUACCCUUUGA
Molecule: messenger RNA, 1095 nt
Organism: Microthlaspi erraticum
Lineage: Eukaryota; Viridiplantae; Streptophyta; Magnoliopsida; Brassicales; Brassicaceae
Source: the annotation of a GenBank genome assembly